This is a messenger RNA of Brassica napus (rape), 986 nucleotides long. RefSeq names its product disease resistance protein RML1B-like. Gene Ontology annotation, molecular function: ATP hydrolysis activity; ADP binding. Lineage: Eukaryota; Viridiplantae; Streptophyta; Magnoliopsida; Brassicales; Brassicaceae. The transcript has 2 exons. Bases 361 to 951 code for a protein of 196 amino acids. Gene Ontology annotation, biological process: defense response. The record is from RefSeq and is a predicted model, not a curated record.
CUCAUUUCAAGCCCUUGGAUGUCUAGGAGAAGAAGGAUGAUGACACGUCGAUAGUGAACUAGGGCUUUCAUCAUUUACUAUAUAAGAUUGGAGUGAGACAUUGUAAAAGCUUAAGAAACAAGAAAUAGAAAUUACAUUUUCAGAAAUCUUAUUUCUUCAACUUUCAUGGUAUCAGAGCACCAUGGAAGCGCUUGAACUCUACAAUCCUCCUUCACUCAAAAUAGUAAACUCAGUUACAGUAAAACUCACAGAAAGAAACUACCUUCUAUGGAAAAAACAGUUUGAAGCGUUUCUCAAGCUUUGAAAGCUGCCGCAAAUAUAGCUGGCUAUCACUCUCGCAUCUGGGACAAUGAAGCUAAGAUGAUCGACAAAAUUUCCGGAGAUGUUAUGAAAGUGUUGGUGUUUACACCAUCAAAAGAUUUUGAUGACUUUGUUGGCAUGGAAGCUCGUAUCAAGGAGAUAAAGCUGUUGUUGAGCCAACAAUCCGAUGAUGACGUUAAGAUCAUAGGGAUCGUGGGUCCUGCUGGGAUUGGUAAAACGAGCACUGCCAGAGUUUUGUACAACCGGUUCUCUCUUAAUUUUGAGUUCAGCACGUUUAUUGAGGAUAUCAGGGGGAGUAGUGAGAUGCCUUCUCUCGGUGGCUCCCAUCAUAAGUAUCAGUUGGAUUACCAGAAAGAAUUACUGUAUAGGAUUUUCAACCAAAAGGAUAUUAAGGUUGAUCACUUGGGACUGGCUAAGCAAAGGCUAAGAGACAAAAGAGUGUUGAUUGUUCUUGAUGAAGUGGAUUGCUUGUUGAAACUAGAGGCAAUGGCAAACAAGCCUGAUUGGUUUGGUCCCGGAAGUAUGAUUAUCAUUACAACCGAAGAUAGAAUUAAACCUUCUCAAACAAUGAUAUUCCGUGUUUUUAACGGUUUUAAACUCGUUUUGGAGCAAUUAAAUGGUCGGUUUUAAUUAAUGUUUUGGUCUAUUUGAUGCGUUUUGGUGUU